GUCAUGGUAGUCGUUCUUACAAAAUGUUUGUCAAAGUAUUGCAGCCCUGCUCGCAACAAUUUAGUUUAAAUUCUUCUGAGUUUUGCCUCGCUCUUCGAUCAGCAUACUAGCCAGUAAACAACAAACGUUUCCAAGAAUGGUUGAUCCGAAUCGCAAAAUAAACCGACUCUCGGACAGAGAUGUUAAAUUUUUGGAUGAAUGCGAAUCGGAAUUUGCAUCACGCUACACAACAGACGAUGCCGAAUUUAUGGCACAUUGUUCUAAGCCAGAGCCGGAGCCGCCGCUGGUUGAUAAUUGGAUGAGCGGCGGUGGUGGCGGUGGAGGAGGCAGUGGUGGAGGUGCUGAUGAUGGCUAUACAAGUCCUUUUAAUAAUCGUUACAAUGGCGGACAGCGCAGAGGAGGCGGCGAUCGUGGCUGGCAAAGACGCGGUGGCGGUUACAAUAAUCACAACAGCAAUAACGAACGCGGCUUCAGAGAUCAACGCCGCAAUAGAUAUGAGGCUCGUGGUGGUGGCGGCGGCGGCGGGGGAGGAGACAGGACUUUAGAACGUUCUUAUCAGCACAGGAGCCGCAAUGAGUCACCGCAGGGCGGUUCGCCUAUGCACGUCAGGCGCGACUAUGGCAACUUUGUGCCGGCAUCCAAAGAUUAGCGUUUAGCUUAGCCUGUUUCAUUUGUCAUUAUAACGCAUUCACACACAUACACCCACACACAUAUGUACAUGUAUAUAGAGAUGUAUAUUUCGAUUUGAAUGUUAAGCCCAUAAUGCGAUUGUAAUCUUAAAUGCUAAA
Molecule: messenger RNA, 788 nt
Organism: Drosophila virilis
Lineage: Eukaryota; Metazoa; Arthropoda; Insecta; Diptera; Drosophilidae
Product: RNA guanine-N7 methyltransferase activating subunit
Biological process (GO): RNA 5'-cap (guanine-N7)-methylation
Molecular function (GO): RNA binding
Source: RefSeq, a predicted model, not a curated record